Molecule: messenger RNA, 1130 nt
Organism: Branchiostoma floridae (Florida lancelet)
Lineage: Eukaryota; Metazoa; Chordata; Leptocardii; Amphioxiformes; Branchiostomatidae
Product: scavenger receptor class B member 1-like
Exons: 9
Coding region: 183-1130 (315 amino acids)
Cellular component (GO): cytoplasm; membrane
Molecular function (GO): scavenger receptor activity
Source: RefSeq, a predicted model, not a curated record
GAUACGGAAUAUGUAAGGACUUAGAAAGGACACGAAGUUGUAUUUUGUUAUCAGCGGUUUCAUAUCCGUAUACCUAUAAAUCCCUCGGUUAACAUAAUCAGACCCUUACGAAAAGUACAAAUGGAACAACCCAAGUUGUGAACACAAGAUGGUAGCGGGGUGUCCGGUUGCAGUGUUGACCAAUGGCGCGCUCGGUCCGCUGUGCGGCGGCUGUCGGUGUGACGUGCCUUGUGCUGGGAACGCUGGGGCUGUGCCUGUAUAACACACUUCUGUAUACGUUUGUAACGAAGAUGAUGGUACUCCAGGAGGGAUCGUUCAUUUUCAGCUUCUGGAAGGACAUCCCCAUCCCCAUCUACAUGCAGUUCUACCUGUUCGACAUCCUCAACGUUGAGGAAGUGCUGAAGGGAGGGAAACCGGCGGUGGAACAGCGGGGGCCGUACACUUACAGGGAGCUGAGAAACAAGACGCAGCUCCAGUUUAACGAUGACGACACGGUGUCGUACGUGAACAUGAAGCGGUACGAGUUUGUGCCGCACAUGUCGGUCGGGAGGGAGAACGACACGAUCACAACCCUCAACAUCCCCGCCAUGACGAUCUCGUGGUGGCUGAAGACGCAGCGGGCCGUGAUCCGGGACGCGGCGGCCCUGGGUCUCCUGCUGGCCGGCGAGCCGCUGUUCUUCCGCCGGUCCGUCUCCGGGCUCAUCUGGGGGUACCCCGAGCCGCUGCUGGCCGCCGCGCAGAGGUUCGCUCCCGCGCUCGUCAGGGACGACAAGUUCGGGCUCUUCCUGAAUCAAAAGACGAACUCCACAGACGGUGUGUACACGGUGUUCACAGGACUAACGGACCCGGAGAAGUUCGCCUAUAUCUAUCAAUGGAACGGCAUGACCCAUUUACCGUACUGGAAGCGACCCUGCGGCAGAGUAAACGGCACAGAGGGAAUCAUGUUCCCACCAAUAGAGGACAUAGACAAGCCGCUGUACAUCUUUGUCUCUGACUUGUGCAGAUCCGCGUACCUAACGUACGAAGGCCCCCGGUAUGUUGGCGCUGUGCCCGUGUACCGGUACAUUCUGCCGCGGGAGGAGCUGCGGAACGGCCGGGGAGACACAGCCUGCUAUUGCGGGGACACGUAG